Centruroides sculpturatus (bark scorpion) is the source of this 1828-nucleotide messenger RNA. Its product is annotated as alpha-2 adrenergic receptor-like. The record is from RefSeq and is a predicted model, not a curated record. NCBI's taxonomy places the organism in Eukaryota, Metazoa, Arthropoda, Arachnida, Scorpiones, Buthidae. Bases 239 to 1804 code for a protein of 521 amino acids. Gene Ontology annotation, cellular component: dendrite; membrane. The transcript is spliced from 5 exons. Gene Ontology annotation, molecular function: neurotransmitter receptor activity; G protein-coupled serotonin receptor activity. Gene Ontology annotation, biological process: chemical synaptic transmission; G protein-coupled receptor signaling pathway, coupled to cyclic nucleotide second messenger.
CGGAAACGGAUCCACCCGUCGACGGCGGAAGCGUUCCCAUCUCGCGGACGCGCCUGCGCGACGGAAGCCGCGCGGGCGGUGGCCGCGAGACAGAGAAAGGAUUCGGAAGAGUGGCGGAAGUGAAAACUUAUUGGUCGAUGGGAGAUCGCCAACUGCGUGUGAUUGGGAUGCGAUUAGAAGACAGAAGAAAAACCUGUUUUAACCGAACCCCGGACGAAUUCAACGCUUCGUACACGGAAUGAACGACAGUUCCACCUAUCACGAUUACGGAGCACCGGUGGUGGGUGUUAUGGUCGGAGUAAUUUUGAUCGUCAUGGUUCUAACCGUGGCGGGUAACGUCAUGGUGAUCUUGACCGUAGUCAGGCACAGAGGCAUGAGAACCAGAACCAACAUGUUUCUGGUCAACCUGGCUGUGGCCGACAUCUUGGUGGCAGUCUUUAACAUGCCCGUCUCCCUAAUAACCUUGAUCAGGGGAGACUGGAUUUUCGGCCGAGUAUUUUGCCAGAUCAGCGGCUUUUCCAUGGCCGUCUUCUUGAUAUGUUCCAUUCAGACGUUGAUGUGCAUAAGCGUACAUAAGUACGUGUCCAUAACGCGUCCGUUCAGUCGCACCAUGACUCCCGAGAAGAUACUGACCAUGAUAGCAGCCAUUUGGAUUUGGUCCGUUCUGUGCGGAAUGUCGCCAUUGCUCGGAUGGAACACCAUCGUUUACAAGAAGGGAUCCUCCCAGUGUGGACCCAGUUUGCCUAACAGCUGGUUGCAGUAUUCGCAUUCUAUUUUCAUAAACACCACCAAUUAUAUUGUGCCUCUGUGCGUCAUGUCCUUCUGUUACUUCCACAUAUUCCGAGAAAUCAAUCGGCAUCUACAGAGAAUUCGAAAAACGUCGAACGUGGACUUGGACGAAUCCGUUUCUCAACAGAAAAAAAUAACUGUGACCUUGGUAUUAGUUCUGGCUUGCUUCUUGCUAUGUUGGACUCCUUUUAUCGUAUAUUCCAGCGCCGUUUCUAUCUUGAAAGACAAAUCGAAGAUGCCCAGCAUCAUUAACCCAGUGGCUUAUUGGUGUGGUUACUUGAAUUCCGCCUGCAACCCUGUCAUCUAUGCCCUCCGCAGUCCCUCUUUUAGACAGGGAUACCGCGAAAUCAUGUGCGAAUACGUCCCAGUGGAUAACGGGCGAGCGGGUGGUGGCAUUUCCGGCAGAGCGGGACGUUCCGGAACAGCUUUUUCUGCCCCAUGUACUCCGGCUACAGGGAGAACAAGAUUGGCUGUUCCCGCUGCCAAAAAAACGCUUCUGUCCGACACCGCCUGGGCAAGUCUGCCUCUUCUAUCGGUCAGGCCCUGUCAUCCGGAUUCUUCAGGAGGUAUGCCUCAUCCUCCUACUUCACUCGAGACUAAAGCCGUCGUCCCAGUCGGGAUUUCCGGAAAUCCGACGAGCGAUCGUGUAGAAGAACUUCGAAGCGGCGAGGAGCGGAGUUCCAGCGAGAGGUCUUCGGCCGCCGCCACACCUUCCGGGUCCCCCGGGUGUUUCCGACGGACUCAGUUUCGCUCCCGCUACCGUGCACACCGAGCUUCUCCGACGGUGACCCAAAAGUUCGCAUCGGUGGACCGAUUGGACGUUUUAUUUCCCGAGAAGGCCGGAAUCUGGACGUCGAGAAUCAGUCUUCGCCGAAAGAAGAGGAGAUGGACUGCUUAUCCCAUCCCCAAAAAAGAAAACGUCCUACAAGAGGCUCUUUCUCGGAACUCUGACGAAGGAAUUUCCGCAAAAAACUCCGACAAUUCGGAUGGAAAAAAUAACCGGAUCAAAGAAUAAUAAAAUUGUCUUUUAUCCACAGUA